CACCUUCUCGCAUUGUAUUCGCCUUACACCCACUUUUCUCGUCUCUCUCUCAGUCUCUCUCCCUCUCCCGAAUACAAACAAUGGCGCCUUCUGUGGUUAUGCUCUGCUUUGCUCCUUUGCUCUUGCUUUCCGUGCUGGUGAAUGCGAGAAUCCCAGGGGUUUAUAAUGGUGGGCCGUGGCAGAGCGCCCAUGCCACUUUCUACGGCGGCAACGACGCCUCUGGGACUAUGGGUGGUGCUUGUGGGUACGGCAAUCUGUACAGCCAAGGUUAUGGCGUUAACACGGCGGCCCUGAGCACUGCGCUCUUCAACAAUGGGCUCAGUUGCGGUGCAUGCUUCGAGAUUAAGUGCGAUAUCAAUGCCGAUCCCAAAUGGUGCCACCAAGGCAGCCCCUCCAUCGUCAUCACCGCCACCAACUUCUGCCCUCCUAACUACGCCCUUCCCAGCGACAAUGGCGGCUGGUGCAACCCUCCCCGCCCCCAUUUCGACCUCGCCAUGCCCAUAUUUGGCUUCCUGGGCGAGCAAACAAACCUCGAAAGAAUCGCUACGUGCCAUCUGAUUUGCUCAGCGUCCGUUGUGAGUCUGUUCAGAUUGAACGUUGUCGUUUAGCCCUCUGAUGUUCUGUCCUUAAUGACCGAACUACCCUCACCUUUAACAAACCUUAUCUCCUUAAGAUUCCUGGGCCCUUUUGUCAUUCCACAUCCCAAAAUCUCAUGUCGGAUCACGUGAGUUUUCCGUGACCUAUCAAUGUGAAUUGGGCCCCACUUUUGUUACUGCGAGUAAAUCUCCAGGCUCUUUACUGCAGUGGAAAAUGUUUUCAGGGUUGAUUCUGUCAGGGUUAAUUUGGUAAUUUAGGUGAUUAUUUUUGUUUUUCAGGGUGGCGUGCAAGAAGCGAGGCGGGAUCAGGUUCACCGUCAACGGUUUCCGUUACUUCAGCCUGGUUCUGGUCACCAACGUCGCCGGAGCAGGGGACAUCGUGCGGGUGAGCGUGAAGGGAACCAACACUGCCUGGCUGAGCAUGAGCCGGAACUGGGGCCAAAACUGGCAGUCAAACGCCGUCUUGGUUGGCCAAGCCCUCUCCUUCAGGGUCACCGGCAGCGACGGACGCACCUCCACCUCCCACAACGUCGCACCCGCUAAUUGGCAGUUCGGUCAAACCUUCACCGGAAAGAAUUUCCGUGUCUGAGUCCUUUAAAUUUCCCUCCAUUUUAAACUCCAUUUUUUUUCAUCUUUUUUUACUUUGUGUUCCCCGCCCUUCCUUUUUUCCUUUAUUUUCCCGGGAAAAUUUUGAAGUGGGACGUACCAAAAGGGUAAAAAUAACAGUCUGUCAAAAGAAAAUGGUAAUAGAUAAAGAAGGUUAUUAAAGUAAAAAAAAAGUGUCUGCAGUAACUUUAUAUAUAUUUUUACCUUUGUUGUUUUAUUACUUUUGGAGUUUUUAUAUGGCUGGUAAUUGAUGGUAAAAUCCAGCAAUGGUGAAAUAUGUAUUGUAAGAGCUGAAGCGGCUGCAGGAGGCAACAAAACAUGUAGCCGGCAGUUCUUGCUCAUAUAAUACUCUCCAUUAUUAAUAUAUAUAAUUGUCAUGU
Molecule: messenger RNA, 1582 nt
Organism: Rubroshorea leprosula
Lineage: Eukaryota; Viridiplantae; Streptophyta; Magnoliopsida; Malvales; Dipterocarpaceae
Source: the annotation of a GenBank genome assembly